AUGACCAUUUGCUACAACGAUCUUGCCGGCAGUUUAAAUUUAGAAUUAUGGUGUGGUUCUAAUCAGUUAAGAAAUCUAGAUUUAAGCGGGCUUACCCAGUUAGAGAAAUUGGAAUGUUGUGAUAAUCUUUUGUCUAGUUUCGAUUAUUCGCAACUAAACCCGGAGCGGUUAACCUACUUAAAUAUUAGUGAUAAUAAUUUGCCGAAGCAGGACUUAACAAUUUUUAUUGGUUCCCUGAAGCCAUUAAGGAACUUGCGGGAAUUAAAAAGACUGGAUAUUAGUAAUACUGAUAUUGAUGCGGGACUAGAAUAUUUGAGUGGUUCCUUGGAAAAAGUUGUUUGUGAAACCAAAGAGCGUCCUGAAAGCACGGUCCAAAAACUUGCGGAAAAAUUAGUUAUUUACAACAACGAAAUUAAGCAGUGGCGUGAGGAAAAGCAAACAGCUCCUCAAACUGAGUCCCCGCCUAUGCUUACUUCCGAAACUUCUUUCUCCCCGUCGUUAGUCAAUCUUAGUCUAAGUAUUCUUGAACAAAAAAUUACCGAAUUUUUCCAAGCCAAUCAAGAUCUUUCUAAGGAAAGCAAUUUGCUCUAUAGUUUUUACAAAGUGAAAAGUUAUACCUACAACGAACCUCAGAAACGGCAUAAGCUCACUGUUGUGGCCAAAGAUCCUAAUUCGCGAGAUCAAACGAAUUAUCAACUAGAAAGAACCGGAGAUUUACAUCUUGAUUUGAUCGAAUAUGAAAACUAUCCACGAGAAAGUAGACACCAAAUAGAAGAAUUAGAAAUAAGGGGCAUAAAAACCAAGACUAUUGGUUGGCGACUGCUAACUGGAAAAUUAGAUCUUUCUGAUUUUGUCAAUCUGCAAUACUUAGAUUGUAAAGACAAUCAAUUAACCAGUUUAGAUUUGCGGAAAAACACCAAACUAAUGCAACUUAAUUGUUCUUAUAAUCAACUUACUUCUCUGGAUUUGGCCAACAACUUGCAGUUGGAAGUGCUAUAUUGUUCCAAUAAUUUGUUAAACAAUAGCAUUGAUUCACUGUUGUCAAAAAUUAAUCCCGAGAAAUUAAAUGAACUUGACUUGGCCAACAAUAAUAGCCUUUUUAAAGAAUUUGGUUUAAGUAGUUUUAGGAAAUUUGUCAAUCUAAAAAGUCUAGAUUUAUCUAAUAACAUUUUCUGUGUCGGUUCCCUUGAACCUUUACAAGACCUAACCAAGUUAGAGGAAUUAAAUGUUACUAAUACUAAUAUCAAUAGUGGUUUAGAAUAUUUACCUGAUAGUUUGCAAAAAUUUCAGUGCUAUGACCCUGAUUAUGAGAAGGAUUCCUAUGAUAUUAGCAAUAAAAACCUCGAAGGUCCCUUAAGACUAAAAGGUUUUACUAAAUUAGAAAAAUUAGAUUGUUCUCAUAAUAAAUUAACUAAACUCAAUUUAAGCGAUUGUCCCGAUUUGCUGGAACUCGACAUUUCUAAUAAUGAAUUUAACGACUGGGAAUUUCUCAAAGUUGUGCCUAAACUAGAAAUAUUGCGAGCCUCUAAUAACCAAAAGCUUUCUCCCCAAGAUUUGCGAAUUAUACUUACACUUAAAAAUUUAAAAGAGUUGAUUAUUAAUGGUUGUUCUUCUUUACAGGGAAGCCUAAAAGCCUUGGAAAAUUUAUCUAAAUUAAUCAAAUUAAACAUUAGCAAUACCAACAUCAAGGAAGGGUUGGAAUAUUUACCGAAAAGUUGCGAAAUAAUUUACUGCAACAGUGACUAUCAAUACAAAUCUACCAAAAUUAUGGAAGAGUUAGACAAAAGCCGGUGUUGGGAUGAUAAAGGAAGGGUUGACAAGGCGGAUGGUCUUGCGGCUUCGGUAAUUCCUUCAGAGAGAUUGUUUGUUAUUAGAACCACGGCGGUUGCUGGUGGCGUUUUGGCCGCUACGGUUAAUCCCGUGUUGGGAGGAGUUCUAGCGGCAGUUUCUCCGGUAGUGGAAGUAGAUACUAGUGAAUUUCUUGAUAAUUAUCACGAAUUACUAGGAAUACUCGAACCAAUUAAAAUUGGGGAAAGAGGGGAAAUAAACAAAAUACUGGAAGAUUUACGAAAAAGAGUCAACGAAUUUUUAGCCAGAUAUGACCAAGAUAGCAACGGCGAAAUCGAUAUUGACGAGUUAAUAGAAAAAAGAAAAAUGUUGGAGGAAGAUUUUAAUAAGGAUCAGGAAAACGGGAAACUAUGA
Racocetra persica is the source of this 2202-nucleotide messenger RNA. Lineage: Eukaryota; Fungi; Glomeromycota; Glomeromycetes; Diversisporales; Gigasporaceae. The record is from the annotation of a GenBank genome assembly.